AUGCCUCUCUUCGGAAAAUCUCAUAAUGAUACGACGACACACGGUCGCCACCAUGAUCAGGCCGCGCACACCGGUGGUGCCACUGGCUUCGCCGGUCCUGGUACCGCUGCCACUGGCUAUGUGUCUGCGCCCGGCACUGGUGCUGGACCACUUAGCUCAGGGCUGCACGACAACGCCUACAACAACAAUGUUUGUCCGCUACCACCAGAAGAAGUGUCCGAAACUAAUGACUUCAUUCAGAAUACGCCGAAUCACCACCACGGAGGUGUUGGCGCUGGCCAAGGUGUUAACGAUCCCUAUUCAUCUGGGACAGGGACGGGUGCUGGAUAUGGAUCAUCCAAUAUUCCUCCCGCGAAUGUCUUGAGCCACGGCCAUAACGAAAGACACCAAGAUGGCGCUGGUAAGCGGAUGUCGGGCAAGGUUGAACACGCUGUUGGAUCCGUGAUAGGCAGCAGCGCUCUGAAGGCCAAAGGCUUGCAGAAGGAGCAGGAAGCUAAUUCCAUGAAAUUACAAAGCCAGGAGCUGGCUGAAGCUGAGCGCUUGGAGGCUGAAGCUCGCACACGAAGGGAGAGAGCAGUCGCUCAUGGUGCCUCGCCGGAACAUCAACACCUUGGUGGUGCAACACGUUAUUAA
Molecule: messenger RNA, 633 nt
Organism: Pleurotus ostreatus (oyster mushroom)
Lineage: Eukaryota; Fungi; Basidiomycota; Agaricomycetes; Agaricales; Pleurotaceae
Exons: 4
Coding region: 1-633 (210 amino acids)
Source: RefSeq, a predicted model, not a curated record